Messenger RNA from Kalmanozyma brasiliensis GHG001, 885 nucleotides. RefSeq lists its product as uncharacterized. Lineage: Eukaryota; Fungi; Basidiomycota; Ustilaginomycetes; Ustilaginales. The record is from RefSeq and is a predicted model, not a curated record. The transcript has a single exon. Bases 1 to 885 code for a protein of 294 amino acids.
AUGCUUGCAGCGGCCCUUGCACCACUGGCCAGCGUCAACGCGAGGCUGGCCCUCCCCGUCCAUGCCACCCUGUACCCCUUUCCACUCGCCACAACCCUCCAUGCGCUGCGGGUGGCCAUCGCGUACCGCGCCAUCUGCGCCGCCUUCCUCGCCCGCCGCCGCUCGGAAGCGCGUCACACCCCCGCCGACCUCCACAUCUCCCCCCUGCGCGACGCAGCCGGCUUCCUCAUCAUGGCCUGGGGCGGCGGCUUCAUCUCCAACUACCUCCUCUGUCAGAUCCCCGGUCAACUGCUCACCGUCUGGCCGUGGAUCAACUACCUCUCCGUCUACUUCGUCACCAACUUCCUAGUGAAAGCGGUGGGUGCACCGUCGGCGAAGCUGUUGGAUCUGGCCCUGCCGGUGCUGGACGGCGCCACGAGGACCGCGGCGUGCUAUGGCGGAAUCAACAUGGUUCGCAACCACGCCAAUCCGGCUGCUCGAGGCAGUUUGUUGUUGCAAGUGAUCAUCGGAACGGUGAGCGCCUGCGGUGGAGGGAUCAGCGCGUUCACGCUCAACGUCUUUGAUCCGCUCGGAUGGAGUGUGGGAACACCGCCGUUCUUGAAGGCGAAAAGCCUGGUCGAGUUUACGGAUAUUUUGGCCCCCGCGUUGGCAAGCGCCGUGUUUGGCGUGCUGACGCUCAGCCACCCGGGGUAUGGCGGAGUGUUGGCAUAUGUGCAUGAAGGAAAGAAGGGCGUGCUCAGCCAGGAGAGCGGCAAGGCGGUCAUCAGUCUCGUCAUCGGCACGUGUUUCUUUGUCAGGGCGAUCUGGUUGCAUGUGCUCAUGCCCACACCGAGGGUCGUCGCUAGCAACAGGGCUGUUAGGAGUGCGAGCGCCAAGAAGGCGUAA